AAACUGAUACUCCGGCUGCGAGCCGGCAUGCGAUCUUGUGGUUUACACGAGGUUCGCCCAAAGUAUCGUGCACGCGAAGUUUGAAACGUAAUGUACUAGGAGUGCAGCAGUAGUUAUCACCAUGGCAAGAUCUUAGAAAUCGACGCAUCUACAAGUUCUUGCGUUCACUUUUCGCCUUCGUAAGUACGGCCUCAAGACAGAGAUGACCGUGGCCGAGUAUCUGUCGCAGCUUGGCACCAACCCAUACUUCGGGGCUGGCUUUGGGCUCUUUGGGGUGGGCGCAGCAGCGGCAGUACUACGGAAGGGAAUGCAGGUAGGCAUGGUGCUGUUUCGGCGCCACUACAUGAUCACUCUGGAGGUGCCCUGCCGGGACAAGAGCUACCAGUGGCUGCUGCAGUGGAUCACACGGCACGCUCGCCACACGCAGCACCUGAGCGUCGAGACCACCUUCCUGCAGCCCGAGGCGGGUGGCAGUGCUCGCACCUCCUUCGACUUCAUACCCAGCGUGGGCACCCACUUCUUUGCGUAUGGGGGCUCAUGGAUCCGAGUGGAACGCAGCCGGGAACAGCACACCCUGGACUUGCACAUGGGCGUGCCUUGGGAAACGGUGACGCUAACUGCCCUGGGCCGAGACCGGCAACUAUUCUUCCGCCUGCUCGAGGAAGCGCGUGCCCUAGCCCUGGAGAAGGAGGCCGGCCGAACAGUCGUCUACUGUGCCAUGGGCUCAGAGUGGCGGCCCUUUGGGCUGCCUCGGCAGCGAAGGCCCUUGGACUCGGUCAUCCUGGACGCCGGCAUAGCCGAGCGUCUGCUCGCUGACAUCCGGGAGUUCAUCGCCAACCCUCAGUGGUAUGCUGAACGAGGCAUCCCGUAUCGAAGAGGCUACCUGCUGUAUGGGCCCCCAGGCUGUGGCAAGAGCAGUUUCAUCACAGCUCUGGCGGGCGCCCUCGAGUACAGCAUCUGUGUACUCAACCUGAGUGAGCGGGGCCUCUCGGACGACCGGCUGCAGCACCUCAUGUCAGUGGCACCCCAGCAGAGCAUCAUUCUGCUCGAGGACAUCGAUGCCGCUUUUGUCAGCCGGGAGGAGAGCAGCACAGUGAAGGCAGCCUAUGAAGGGCUCAGCAGGGUGACGUUCAGCGGUCUGCUCAACAUGCUGGAUGGAGUGGCCUCUGCAGAGGCACGAAUCGUGUUCAUGACCACCAAUCAUCUGGACCGGUUGGACCCCGCCCUGAUCCGUCCCGGUCGCGUGGACGUGCGCGAGUUUGUGGGUCCUGCGAGUGACCACCAAUUGGCGGCGCUGUUCCGUCGCUUUUACCCUCAGGAAGGGGAGGCCGACGCCGGCGCCUUCGUCCAGGCCGUGCGGCAAGAGUUCGGCGAGACGCCCCUGAGCAUGGCGCUGGUGCAGGGAUACUUCCUCUUCCACAAGGACGAACCACGGUCGGCCAUCCGAGACGUCGCACAGAUGGCCAAGUUGUGACCAAGGCGCGGCCCAUUGGGCGCGCCACUGCAGUUGUACUAGUCUACACACGUGCGAAUAACAAUUUAUGCGGAAUCAAAGAGACUCAGAGUAACUUUGACUUUGGCCAACUAUAAAAGGCAGACGAGUCGACGUUUCCUUGGGAGAUGGAACAAAGACCCUGAGUACAAUUUCUGGAUUUUGUACUUCUUACUGAUUGCAGUAGUAAUCGGUUUUGGAGUAAUACAAUAGUAAAGGAAUUUUAUUAGUGGUG
Molecule: messenger RNA, 1727 nt
Organism: Dermacentor andersoni
Lineage: Eukaryota; Metazoa; Arthropoda; Arachnida; Ixodida; Ixodidae
Gene: Bcs1
Product: mitochondrial chaperone BCS1
Molecular function (GO): ATP binding; ATP hydrolysis activity
Source: RefSeq, a predicted model, not a curated record